AUGUCUCUCCUCGCCAACGUCCUCGGAUUCAGCGCUUUCGGCUUCGCGACCCGGUGUUUCCAGCUCGGGAUUCAGAAGAAGCACAUGUUUGAGGCUCCUCAGACGCACCUUGUGGCGAUGGCGGCCUUUGGAGCGAUCGGUUGGGGUGUCUACGAAAUGGAGGGACGACAACAAAUCAUGAUUGACCAGCGACGGACCAUGCUACUCGAGACCAGGCGCAAAGAGAACGAAGAGUACGAGCGCAAGAAAGCUGAGGGAGUCGAUGGACAUUAA
Molecule: messenger RNA, 273 nt
Organism: Filobasidium floriforme
Lineage: Eukaryota; Fungi; Basidiomycota; Tremellomycetes; Filobasidiales; Filobasidiaceae
Exons: 3
Coding region: 1-273 (90 amino acids)
Source: RefSeq, a predicted model, not a curated record